Molecule: messenger RNA, 4971 nt
Organism: Papilio machaon (common yellow swallowtail)
Lineage: Eukaryota; Metazoa; Arthropoda; Insecta; Lepidoptera; Papilionidae
Exons: 2
Coding region: 1-4692 (1563 amino acids)
Source: RefSeq, a predicted model, not a curated record
AUGACGCGUCACAAACGUGCAGACACGAAGUGGACAUUAGUUUUAGUUUUAUUUGUGUUGUGUGAUACGGUUCUUUCGCGACCUCAAAAUGAUACGUCAUCGGUUCAAAGUUCUACUCAACCUAAUACAGAUACAUCAGAACUCAAUGCAAGGUAUAAUUUUAGGAAUAAUUUUGAUUUAAGUAAAUUUGUAUUUCCAGUAGCUAUAAGGUUAACUAGUAAAUCUCCUUUAGAUGUUAAAUUAAGAAACCAAAAAACAUCUAUUUUAAAUCUAAAUGAACAUGCUUCACAUUUAAAUAACCCUAAAAUAUUUCAAAUAUUAAAUGAUACGAAUAAUAUAUCACAUAGGCGGAGUAGGUUAAUAAGAGGUAAUUUAAAUCAUUUUAAUAUGGAACAAAAUGAAACAAAUGGGGUAGGCAGGGCAUACACUUCAAUAUCUAAAUUAAAGUUUAGCGAACAUAAUGUAGUAAAAGACGAUAGUUUAUUAGAAGGAAAAAAUAAGCCUGUAAUUAGAAAAGUCAUAACUAAAUGGAAGGAUCAAACGAAAUAUGAAGACUUAAAUUUUGACAAAGAAAAUAGUGAUUCUGAAGAUAUUAAAAUAGUUGAAAAUUCCAAAGAUAGUGACGAUUAUACCAGUAGUGAAAAUAAUAAUAGUGAAAUCAGUGGCUUUUCCAAAGAUAAUCAUCCUAAACUUAAAAAGAAAGUAUAUUAUAAGCCUAGACCACAAUAUUCAGAACGUCCAAUAAAUCAUCCCACUGUACAAUAUAUGGACAAUUACCCAUAUAGUCAUACUAGACCUGCUUAUGUAUUUACGACCCCAUCUCCCACGCCUAUAAUCACUAACGUAGGUUAUCCUCCCCCUUGGCCCCAACAAAAUUAUCAAGUAAUGCAACCCGUAACAACGACACAAAGACCUAUAAGAGUAACAAACCCCGUAAAAGAUCAUUACAAUUAUCAUAAUCAUGUCAAUAACUAUCCUCAAUAUCCAGCCAAUAUUUACGAGGUCACAACUUUCCAACCAACUUCAGCGUACACAGACAGAAUUAUAAUAAGACCGGAAGAAUACAGUGCUUCACCGGAUGAAUGUCCUACUAUAUUCCUAACACUGAAUAACACUUUCCAAGGUCAAGCAAAGGAAGCUUGUCCAGAUCUAAAUAUCGCAGUAAACACAAAUGUUGUUAAUAAAAAUAAUGUCAUAGAAUCUGAGGAAGAUACAGAAACAUCAUUCGCUGAUGUUUUUGGAAUACCUUCGAUUGAUGAUUCGGAAUCAGGUGAUAGUAACAAUGACUAUAAUGAAUCUACUGAAAGCGACGAUAAUACCGAGAGUGCUUCUAUAGAAGGAACAGCAUUAACAAACUAUAAUGCUAAUACAGCCGGUCAAGAGUCGGCAGAACCAGGCAACUUUGCAUCUCCUAGUUCUGCGUUAUCUACAAUCACAAAACCGGGACGUCCAAGUGAUAAUGACGAUGAUGUAUUUGGAUUUUCGUCCAUCAUUGAUUUCUUUAGACCAGCUUUAGGUGCAUUUAAUUGGUUAGCGACGAUCAGCCCUUUAGGUUUUGGUAUAAUCUCUUUUAUUUUAACACCAAUAGCAAUAUUAUUUGCAGGAUUUUCAGGACUUGCAGCGUUAUUUGCUCCCCUAUCGUUGACAUAUGCUAGGGAGGCUCCUGCCUUACAAGUACAACCACCACUUUGGUAUUUGCAUAGUGAUUAUAAGCCAGUGCAAGACUUAACUACGCCUUAUAAAAGUUGGUCUCCAAAUAUACGUGGGAUUGAUAAACAAGCUAGUGAUAAAAAUGACAAGUCGAUCAAACCGACAUUGUUUUUUAGAAUGAAAGAGUGGCUGAGAUAUUUAACUGAUAAAUUAAGAAAUAAUAAAAGAAGUUUCACUUCAAAUAAUCGUAAAAGCAAACGAAGAAAACGGGAAAUUUGGACCUCAACUAGAACCGGAAAUGUCGAGGAUGUCAGGCUGCAAGGUCCGGCGCCACACGUCUCUGAAUUGCCUAGUACAUUAAGAGAAGAUAAGAAGAAUAAGCCACCAAUAAUUGGAGAUUCAGUUAAAACGGUUGAAAGUCAAUUGCUUCAUAAAACUGCAAACGAAACUAUUGAAAACCCGAUUGUCAUAGAUACAAGAAUACCACCCAAGCUUAAAACUCAACUAAAACAUCGCAUCAAGACGAGAAACGAUGAUGGGGAUGAACCUUUAGAAAACUUUCAUACCGGCAUAGCGGUGCCUGUUACUAUGGAAGAAUUAGAAUCUGAAAAUGCAGUGACAGAAGUAGUAAGCGAAUCAUCUACUCCGAACGAAGGAAUUUCAACUUGGAUUCUUUUAAAUAACCCUUCAAAUAAAGAAAAUCCAUCAUCCACAACAGAACCAACAAAACUUGACGAUCAACCAGUUAAACAAAAGCCAGCAAAUUCUAGGAACAAGAAUAAACGACCACAAACUAAUAAAGUCCCAAAAAGGCCAAUAAUCGGUAGUACAAAUAAAUCUGAUUUAAUUGCCGGUGGUUCCGCUAUUAAUGAAAAUGUCUACAACAAACUAAAAGACACUGUUUUAUCUAACGUACAAAAGAAUAAAAACACUGUUCAACGUACGACAACAACUACUACUACCCAAGUAACUACGACUACAGCACCAACAACUAAAAGAGAAGUAGUUACAAAAGCACCCAGUUCAAUGGCACCUGUAACUAAAGUAACUUCAAAACCUACAAAAAAGAAGAACAAGAAUAAGGUGAAAGUAAGCACUUAUGCCCCCGAAGUAAGUGAAUCAGCUUUAUUACCCAUGGAAGCUAAAGAGCAGGAAAUAGAAAUCGAAGUUAGUACACCCGUAACAACAACUAAAAAACCUAAACGGUCAUCUACUAGAAAGAAGACUAAGACAAAGAAAAGAAAAACGACUAAGCCUAAGCUCGAAAGCACAACUGCUGUUGCGACUGAAUUGAAAACUGCAAAUAAGACAAAAUCAACCAAGCAGCCUAAACCAGCCGCCAGUGGACCAAUCACAUCACAAAUUUACAAUUAUUUUUCAAGAGAAGUAAUGCCAUCUGUCGGUGUCGGUGUUAUUGGAUUGGCGAGUUUAGUUGGCAUUGCCAGCUACUUCUUAUACCCGUUCGCUUCACCGGUAAGACGAACAUUCGAAGUAGAUAAGAAAGACGACAUUUACAAGCACAAUGCCGAGGAGUAUGGAAGUGAGGGUAAUGGUCAAGCAGAGGAAGAAAUGUUAGGAACUGUACUUGCAGGAAUGCCAACCCACGCAAAGCAUAAAAUUAUAAAUCCGUAUGCUGCUCAAACUCCCUCUUUGAAUCGGUAUCAAGUUAAAAAAGAUCAAGAUAUAAGGUAUCGUCAUGUCCAACAACCCGCAAAUUAUGACCCGCACUAUAAAGCGCAACAACAUUAUGCUCAACAAAAAACUGGCAUUGCUCAUGGCGCAGUGUAUCCCGAACCAUUAAAUUACAAUCGCCCGCACUAUGAAACACGGCAUGCUUACACAACAGAAAAUAAAUAUGAUAAAGCUUCAACGUCAUAUACUCCUUAUCCUGCAGUAGAACCUAUUUAUGCAGCUCCACAGACAGGAUCAGGAAUUUCGUCAUACGGCAGUGAAACAGCUAACGCAGUGGUUUACGGAGUUAAACCUUCUGCAGAAUCUGAUUUCAAGCCGGUUUAUCCGUUUGAUGGGCAAUUUUAUGGCGACACAACUAACCCUCCUGCUACAUAUGCACCAACAUCAAUGUUCUUAGGUUCUAAUAAUGACGAAGAGGGUGAUUCGGAUAAGUAUGACAAUUCAAAUUCUAACAGUGGCAUGGUAGACAAUAAAUUUGUCGUGGGUAACGUUCCCAAAGAACUAAGUGAAGAAUCAGCUACGCCCGCAGUUGUUCCGGAACACGGACCUAGAAGUAUUAGAAGGCGUCGUCAUUUACGUAAACGUAGAAGCCCUGUUCAAUCAAUUGACGACUUACUUAAGGCUGCAAAAGAAAAUAAGGAUGUAUUUUUGAGCAACGAAAUAGAUGAAAUUCCUAGUAUCCCAGGAAAAUAUUCAGACAUAUACCAAAUGCCAGCUGAAAGUAUGAAUAUACCAAAAACCUCGGAAGGUGCUAAUGUUGUUACAGUUUUUGCAGUAUCUAUGGAUCCCGCCAAAGACCCAUCUCUCAUUGAAACUACUACUACAAUGAAAAACAUUGUAGUUGAAAGUGUUUCAACUGUACCUUUAGAUCAAACCAAACAAGAAAUAACAACAACAGAAUCAGAAGGUUUAAAGGAAUCAGAUGUUACGACAAAAUCGUUCAAAGUAAUUGAAGUGUUUACAAAUAAUCCUUUAACAACCGACAAGAGCAGUCCUGUAAUAAUCGACGAAGAAGGAAAAACUGACACAACUACACAGGUUAGAAGUUCAAAUACUGAAACGACUACAGAGUUAAAAUCUGAAACGACUUCAACCAUGCCACCUUCUCCAUCACCUGUCACAGAACCUAAAAUACAAACCACGUCACCACAACCUACUGAUGGUCCAGAAGUUAUAACUUAUCCACCUUUAAACCAAGAUGGCGGAUUUUUCGGUUUCUUAAAACGUUUGGUUGAAUUCAAAUACAGACUUGGAUUAAGCAUUUUACAAACGACGUCAGAAUCUUUGAAUCGAUAUUUACGUACAAUGGAAGAAUCAGUAAAGAAUGCAGCUAAUGCAUCGCACCGAUAAUUUCUUAUCACUUAGUAUUAUUUCGUCAAAUACUCACUAAUUUUGACUGUUUUAUUUAUUUCUAGUUCUUUCUAAACUUUUCAAAAUAUGAUGCUGAAAAGAUGAGAUAUUUUGUUCGCAUAUUUUUACAGCCACAAGAUCCGAACUAUAAUACUAAGAUUCACUGUCAAGGAUUUUGUGACGUUAUUUGUUUAUUGCAACUAAAAUGUAUUUAAAAACAAAACUUUAGACCUUAUCUUAUUGAUUUGCGUAAAGCUGAGAACUCAUAAGACUUGAAUU